AGAGAGGCUGGAGAAGCAGACUGUUGCCCGAGGUCACCAGCUUUGGUCUCCUGUCUCUUUGGCUCCAAAACCUACACUCAGUCCUAGGAGCGGUUCGCCGCAAUCGCUCAGAGAAAACGUGACAAAAACUAGUCCGUCAAACUCUAGCCUAGGAGAGGGGCUUCGGUGCGCAGGGGAAUUUGCAGACGCUCCCUGCUGGCGGAGACGGCCCGACCUGUCCUUCAGCGCGGGACUUUCGGCGGGUCCCAGCCGGGCCGACCCAAGUGCCCGCGGCCGAGACGGCAGUGAAGCCAGUAACGGCUGCAGUGGCCGUGGCCGUGGCCGUGGCGGGAGAGUCAUGUCAGAGCCGCAGCCGCGGGGCGCCGAGCUCGAUCUCUACCGGGACACGUGGGUGCGAUACCUGGGCUAUGCCAAUGAGGUGGGCGAGGCGUUCCGCUCCCUUGUGCCAGCGGCAGUGGUGUGGCUGAGCUACGGCGUGGCCAGCUCCUACGUGCUGGCGGAUGCCAUUGACAAAGGCAAGAAGGCUGGAGAGGUGCCAGGCCCUGAAGCAGGCCGCAGCGCCAGAGUGACAGUGGCUGUGGUGGACACCUUUGUAUGGCAGGCUUUGGCCUCUGUGGCCAUUCCGGGCUUCACCAUCAACCGCGUGUGUGCCGCCUCUCUCUAUGUCCUGGGCACUGCCACCCGCUGGCCCCUGGCUGUCCGCAAGUGGACCACCACCGCGCUUGGGCUGUUGACCAUCCCCGUCAUUAUCCACCCCAUUGACAGGUCGGUGGACUUCCUCCUGGACUCCAGCCUGCGAAAGCUCUACCCAUCAGUGGGAAAGCCCAGCUCCUCCUGACCACACGCUGGUACCUGGCCUGUGCAUCGGCCUCCUCCUGCUUCAUGUCAACCUCCCACUCCUGCCAGGGGAUGUGGAUGCCUGACUCCCUGGGGUCCAGAGACCCUGGCAUCUGAGUGGUUUUGAGCCGGAUGGAAGCUUAGAGACAAAAGCUUCAAGAAGCAGUGGCUGCAGUGAGUCACAGCUAGGCAGGACCCGAACCCUGACUGCUUCCCUAGAAUCCAUGAUACUGAGUGGAAACGGCCCCUGGGUGGGCCCGGCCCUGUCUUUUGACAGGAAAGUUACAUCCUCCCAUGGAGGAUGAGAGACUGAGGCUCAGGGAGGGCAAAGUAUAGGCCCAAGAUUACUUGACAAGCUGGGCACCCAGGUGCUUGACGGAUCAGCCCCACGGUGGCACAGCUGGACAAGGAGUGGCAGACAACUCAGGGAGAAACUCAGGAAUGCAGCAGCAGGGACACCUCAGGACAGAUUCUCCGGCCAGGCCCUUCCCUGACCCAAUAAAUCCUGAAGAAGUU
Saimiri boliviensis boliviensis (Bolivian squirrel monkey) is the source of this 1353-nucleotide messenger RNA. It is a transcript of the gene MTFP1, whose product is annotated as mitochondrial fission process 1. The record is from RefSeq and is a predicted model, not a curated record. Gene Ontology annotation, biological process: mitochondrial fission. Gene Ontology annotation, cellular component: mitochondrion. Lineage: Eukaryota; Metazoa; Chordata; Mammalia; Primates; Cebidae.